Molecule: messenger RNA, 7166 nt
Organism: Homalodisca vitripennis (glassy-winged sharpshooter)
Lineage: Eukaryota; Metazoa; Arthropoda; Insecta; Hemiptera; Cicadellidae
Gene: Rme-8
Product: dnaJ homolog subfamily C member 13
Exons: 39
Coding region: 104-6799 (2231 amino acids)
Biological process (GO): endosome organization; regulation of early endosome to late endosome transport; receptor-mediated endocytosis
Cellular component (GO): endosome membrane
Molecular function (GO): protein binding
Source: RefSeq, a predicted model, not a curated record
CGUAGACUAAACAGUGUUACUAGUCAUUUAGGAAAUCUGUAUUUACAACAAUGACAGGAUUGAUGGUUGAUCUCUCAAACAUAGCAGAGCGAAUAUACUAAUAAUGGAUCAGUUAUUUUGGUUUUUCAGUAAUGCCAAGAUGAUGCCAAUACCAGAUAAUGAAGAUGUAGUGUGUUACCAUGUCAUCAAACACUCAUCGUGGAAGGGAAAAUACAAAAGGAUAUUCUCAAUUGGGACUCAUGGGAUCACCACGUACAAGCCCCAGAACUUGGAGGUCACCAACCGGUGGAUGUACGGAGAUGUUUUGGUACUCCGAGUUGCCCCAAACUCUCCCAACGAGUUUCUCAUACAGGCUCGCAAGGAGAACAAUAAGAAGGGAGACACGAUGCGUUUCUCAACAGAACAUCGGUCACAACUGCUGUCUGAGGCCUUUAAGUCCCGUCACAUCUUCCACGAGAAAUGGACAGAUACACAGAAGUACGAGGCAUUCAAGUACCACUGGUCAGGAACGCGGCUACCGGUUCAGUUAGAGGUGACACCAAUCUCAAUAGACCAGCUGGAUACUGCCACUGCCCAGGUGUUGGCAUCGUACUACUACAAGGAUAUCCAGGCCAUCCAACUGCUCAAGGACGUGCCUCAUGGAUUCAUCAUUGUCUGUGGUAGUUUCGGCCGCAAGCACAUGUUCAUCAGUCAAAACCGUGAUGAUGUCAUAAGAAAAGCUCAAGAGAAAGCUGCUUAUUUUUUAGCAAUUAAGCUUGAAGUGGAAACGGAAGAGAUCACGCUGGAAGAGUUUGCCAAUCAAAGAUUUGGAAAGUACAGUGAUGAUGAAUUUAUAACGUCCGUGGUGGAGUUCACCGUAGAGAAAAUACAGACGAACCGUCACUCGGACUCGGAGCGGCGACUGCUCUGCCUGAGUCAAGUGUGUCUGAUAGAGCGAGACCUGCAAACAUACAAUGCUGUGACGUUACGGCCACUCACCAACGUGACAGCACUGAUACGCUGUGACAACAACUCGCAGCUCUUCACCAUCGAGUAUGCUGAUGGCAGCUCAAAGACUUACCUCACCACGAACAGAGACUCCCUACUGGCCACUCUGUUAGACGGGGUGCGAGGCUCAGGCAACAUGGACGUACACGUCAAGAUGAAACCUACGGGCAGAGGGAAGAGAAUGGGGCCUUUUUACGUUGCCAUGGAGGAAGAGGUAGAAUCGCUACACAUGCAGUACCUGAGAGAGGUGCCUUGCAAGAGGUCGUUGUUUGAGAUGUUGGAACGUUUCAACACCAAUGUACCGUACAGUGGACUGAUACACCAGGUCACUCAGGAUGGACUUUUCUCAGACAACAAAGAAAAGGCGAUACAACAAACCAUGCAGGCCAUCAUGGAACGGGAGAUAGAUCCUCAAGACAUGGAGCCUGCUGAUCUAGAAGCAUUGUUCCACACCUUACGCAGACUGAUAGCUUCCAAGGCUGGCUUCAGCGCAUUCUCAACUCUCCGCGGAUUCCGGGAAGGGCUGGGUAACAUGGUGGUGAAGGCGUUGAAGAGGAACCAUGAAGCGAUCACACAUGCUGCCAUCGACAUGGUGUGUGCUCUGAUGAAGCCCAUGUACAGCGACUGUGAUCUUAGGCAAGAGCAGCUUAACAAGUCCUCAUUGCUGUCAUCCCCCAAGUUCCUGCAGAGCCUACUGGACAUGUGGGUCUCCCACGUGGAGUGUGGAACAGGCACUUUGGUGGUAACAGCCAUGCUGGAUUUCCUGACGUUUGCUCUGUGCGUGCCUUUUAGCGAGACGACUGAAGGUAAACACUUUGACACGCUACUGGAAAUGGUCGCUAACAAAGGGCGUACACUCUUUAAACUAUUUCAGCAUACAUCGCUGACGGUACUGAAGGGUGCAGGGCUGGUGAUGCGGGCGGUGGUAGAGGAGGGAGAGGCUACAGUGGCCAGCAAGAUGCAGGAACUGGCACUAUGUGAGGGGGCACUCCCGAGGCACCUGCUCAUCGCUCUGUUCACCAACAGCUCUGAGCAGCGACACCUGGCACACAGGCAACUCAGCAGACACCUUGUGGGGCUCUGGGUCACCGGAAACCCUGACGCCUUGGAUCUUCUGCACCGCUGUAUGCCCAUAGGUUUACUGCAGUACCUGGAGAGCAAGGACAAGGUGCCUGAUGGGGAAGCUGAGGAUGUGCUGCAGAUCCGUGAUAACCUCAAGCUGGCAUUGGAUCAUGCAGCGAAGACGCAACGCAACAAUAUAGCCAUCAAGCUUGAGAGACACAGAAAAAUACUGGAGAAACAUGUGGAGCAUGUCCUGCUUCACUGGGGGAAAACAUCAUUGAGCAGUACGCUGGGCAUCGAAAAGAAGGAAGAUAAACCAAGAGACCGACCUAUAGUUCUCCGAAAGAGACGCGAGAGAGUGAAGAUUGAAUCCAACUGGGCUCUCUUCUAUUACAUGUUCAACCACGACCACAAAAUGGCCAACCUCAUUUGGAAUCAUAAGACGAGAGAAGAAUUACGGGAGGCUUUGGAGAAGGAAGUACGUCUUUUCACUUCCGACAGAGACUUACCAGGGAACACUCUAAUUGCGUGGAACCACAGUGAGUUUGAGGUUUUCUACAACUCGCUCAGUGAUGAGGUUUCUAUUGACGGUUACUACCUCAACUUGCUACUGGAGAGAAAUUCUGUACCCGACUCGCUCACCAAAGAUGCACGAAAGUUUUUCAACAACCUUUACCACCGGUUUCUGAUCAACACCCGGAUGGAAAUGAAGUACACCUGUCUGCAGGUGAUGACAGUCGUAUAUGGUCACUACCACGAGGACAUUGGACCCUUCAGUGAUACUAGAUACAUUGUCACCAUGCUGGACAAGUGUGCUGACCGCAUGGAGAGAGACAGGUUGGUGCUGUUCAUCGAAAAACUGAUCCUUAACAAGCAGAACGUGAAGACUCUGCUGGACGCUCACGGUGUACAGACUCUGCUGGAUCUGGUUACUCUAGCCCACCUUCACACAUCCAGGGCUGUGGUGCCGACCCAGACCAACGUGAUUGAGGCAGGCCACGCCAUGGCGCAAGACAAUGAGAAGGAAUGGUACUACAGUGUUGGGACAGAGAAGAAAGGACCUUACACUUUUGCAAAGAUGAAGGAACUGUGGGCCAGUGGAGAACUGACGCUGAAGACCAAGUGCUGGGCCCAGGGGUUGGACUCGUGGCGACUACCACAGAACAUACCACAGAUCAAGUGGUGUCUGUUGGCCAAGGGUUCUCCUGUCAUGAACGAGUCUGAACUUGCCACCACCAUACUUAACAUGCUCAUCAAUAUGUGCCAAUUCUACCCCAGCAGAGACGAGGACGGGGCAGUGAUCUGGCCGAUACCACGUAUCAAGCGAGAGCUGAGUGGGCAGCAGUGCUUGCCUCACCUGGUCCAGCUGCUGCUUACAUUCGACCCCACGCUUGUCGAGAAGGUGGCAACACUGCUGUGCCUGAUCUCAGAAUAUAACUCACUCGCUGCGAGCCUCUACACUACCGGAGUCUUCUACUUCAUACUGAUGUACACCGGCUCUAACGUGCUGCCCAUCGCCAGGUUCCUGCAGAUGACUCACAUAAAGCAAUCCUUCAGGCUUGACGAGGUUAAUUCAUCGGAGCUGAUGCAGCGCAGUGUGCUGGGUCAGCUGUUGCCAGAGGCGAUGGUGUACUAUCUGGAAAAUCACGGAGCUGAGAAGUUCGCUCAGAUAUUUCUGGGCGAGUACGACACCCCAGAGGCCAUCUGGAACUCUGAAAUGAGGAGACUGCUGAUAGAGAAGAUAGCAUUACAUUUGGCAGACUUCACGCCAAGGUUGCGUGGCAACAAUCGAGCGCAGUACUCGUAUAUCGCCAUACCGGCCGUGCGCUAUCCGCAGUUGAAGAGCGAGCUGUUCUGCAACAUUUUCUACCUAAGACACUUGUGUGACACCACGCGCUUCCCUGACUGGCCCAUCAAUCAACCGGUGAGCCUGCUGAAAGAUGUGCUGGAGCUGUGGAAAAUGGAGGUGGAGAAGAAACCGCCAGAGAUGUCUGUAGACGAUGCCUACGAGGCACUGGAACUGGCCAGAGGGGAGCAUCACGAUGACGCAUCACUGCGCAAGUCCUACUACAAGUUGGCCCAUAAGUACCACCCCGACAAGAACCCUAAUGGAAAGGACAAGUUCCAAAUCGUGAACCGAGCUUACGAGUUCCUGUGCAGUAACAAGCAAGGAACAGAGAACGGUCCCAACCCUGACAACAUUGUGCUGAUUCUACAGACACAGAGUAUACUGUUCCACAGAUAUUCAACAGAGCUACAACCGUACAAGUACGCUGGUUACUCGCAGCUCAUCAAGACUAUCCAGCUGGAGACAGCUGACGCACAACUGUUCUCCAAGCCAGCUCUGCUGCUAGUUGCUGCCACGGAGCUCGCUUACCAUACCAUCAACUGUUCGGCCCUCAACGCCGAGGAACUCAACAGAGAGGGUGGCUUUCAGGUGUUAUUAGCAGCAUUUUCCCGCUGUGUAUCGAUCCUGAGUCGCUCGUCCACCCAGCGAGACAUGAACGUAGAAGUGUGCACACACUGUACUCGCUGCUUCAGUGCCGCCGCUCAGUUCCCAGCCUGUCGUUCCACAUUCCUUCAACUGCCACAGCUCAUCGACGAUUUGCUCAGGAUACUGCACUUCAAGAACCUGACAAAGCUGUGCUGUGAAGUAGCAGAGUGUGUGCGAAACAUUUCUGUGGACUCCAGACUUCAGGACGCUCUGCUGGACGCUGGAAUACUCUGGUACCUGCUCACUUUCCUCUUCUCCUAUGACUUUACACUGGAAGAGUGUGGCGUUGAACGCUCAGAGGACACUAAUAACCAGGAGGUGUUGAACCGGCUGGCCAAACUGUCAGUGCAAGCGUGUGCGAGGUUGGCUGGGUACGAACCAGACAGCCCUGACAAGCCUCUGGUCAGACAAGUGAUGAGUAAGCUGCUCACACCCUACCUCACUGACCUGUUUGCUGAUGAACACCCUGAAAAGGUGUUAAAGCUGCUGACCAGCAACAGUGAGAAUCCGUACUUGAUGUGGGACAACAGCACUCGAGCAGAGCUACAGGACUUCUUGGAGACUCAGUGUGCACAGCGAGAACACCAGCCACUUACAGACAUCCAGUUCUCGUAUUCGGGCCACGCUACAGAGCUGGUCAUCGGCAACGUGUUCAUUCGACUAUACAACAACCAGCCAGCGUUCCCCAUCAAGAAUCCAAAGGGUUUUCUGCUGGACUUGCUGGAGUAUGUGCGAUUGUACCAGCCAUCGCAGAGAGGUGAUGAGCCGAGUGACCCGGAGCGCAAUGACAGAGUAACCAUGGCUCUCCAGGCUCUCAGUAAUGUCAUCAACAGUAACCCUGGGCUGGAGAUCCAGUGUAUCGGACACUUCAGGCUUUUGUUCCCUCUAUUGAGUCUGGAGAGUUGCCGCAAUAUCCAGCAGUCGGCGCUGAAAGUCAUCAGUUCAGUCACCCGCAACCAGGAGUGUAUCAGUGACGUAGCUGCUUCCAACGUCCUGGUAUAUAUGCUACUGGCACUGUACACUAUCGAGGAAAGCCGCUCUGUGUGCCUGGACAUACUAUAUGCUCUGGUCUCCAACACAGCAGUUGUCAAAGAUCUCUAUGCCAAAGGUGGCUACAUCUACGUGCUGGAUCUGCUGUUCUCCGCAGGCGUUCCCGAGGUCCAGACCAAAUGUGCCGAGUUACUCGGGCGACUGUGUGCGGACAAGCUGUCAGGUCCCCGUGUGCGACUGGCCUUGGACAAGUUCCUACCCCCUGCUAUCUGUGACGCUCUACGUGAUAGCCCUGCACAAUGCCCCUCACUUCUUGACACCAAUCAGGAGAACCCUGAGCUUGUCUGGGAUGACGAGUCUAAGCGCAAGGUGGGCGCAGCCAUCGCCAGUCUGGCUAGACGGCACUACGCAGCGCAACGUAAGAGCCACGACGCCGUGUUGACGCUACCAGAUACCAGCAUCGUGGGCAUAAACAGCAAGGAGGUGAUGGUGGGGGGAGUGUAUCUGCGGCUGUUCAAUAACAACCCUGGCUGGCCACUGCGUAAACCCAGAGAUUUCCUCUCUAGUCUACUUGAUACUUCCAUCAAACAGCUCAACAAGGAUGGCACUGACUAUGAUCUACUUGAAGUGGUGGUGACUGCUCUGGUGAACCUGCUGCAGUCUCACCCUAUGUUGGCCGACCAGGUGCCUUCACUGGGUUACAUUCCCCGACUCUGUGUGCUCCUACAUUCACACCAUCCCCCUCAGGCCUGCCACGCCAUACUACGCAUACUGCACCAGCUGUCCAUCAGUGAUGUCUGUAUUGGUAGCAUGGGGCAGACUGAUGUGCUGAGGCCUAUCCAGAUGACCAUGAAGGAGAACGCAGAGUUGGUGGUACUAGGCUGUGACACUAUGGCGCGACUGUUCCUAGCCAACAAAGAUCCUCUCGUCAAGCAGGCGCUGGACGUAGAACUAGUGCCGUACCUGCUUGGGUUGCUCGAUGGACGGUUAGACAAGAUGGAACAUGCCGCCCGCAGUAAAGCACUGGUAGUAAAGGCCCUCAAAUCCAUGUGUCAGAGUGUAUUGUACGGGGCUCAGGUGUCGGCCAUUCUCAAUAACUCCCAGGUGUGGACCAACUACAGUCAGCAAAACCACGAUCUCUUCAUCACCAACGCACCCACACAGAAUUAUCUCACAGGAGUGCCGAUGACUGCAGGAUACCUAACACAAGGCAGUUCCCAGACACUACCCAACUCCCCCCCUCCCCUGGAGACGGACACCAGCUGAGACCUGCCCCCUCCACAUUCUCCUUUCCCCCUCCCCCUCGUCUGCUGAACCACCUUGUGAUAUCCACGCCCACCCAACCUGUGAUUUUGAGUGUACAGUGAUUUAUUUAGAAAUUAAGGGAACAUCCUAUUAAUUUGCUUACUAGUUAGGAAUUGAUUAAUUUUAUAAAUAUCGUCUUAAAGUAUGUGAAAUCGUUCUUUGUGUGACAAAGAAUCUGUAUAUCGCUAUGUUAUUAUUUUCUUGCUUAUUCUUCAUUAUAUGUAGUUUUUAUUUUAAUCUCUGUAUGUUUAUAGAAAGCAAUGCUUUACACUUACUGUAAUAUUGUAAUUCUUUUUAUGAAUUCAAUUAUAGAUUUGGUUAAUGUGUA